AUGGACAGCUCACGUCAUUCGUUGGAUCGAGAUCAGCAGCCUCUACUCCAGGGCGACGCUGCUGAGCUCGACAAUCGCUUCGCCAUCGAUGAAAGCUUGGCGGAAGAACAACCUGCUAUCGACUCAUCUUCGUCAAAGUACCCGCCUCUCCCACCUUCGUACGACGACACCAUCCGCGUCUCUGGUCGCUCGCAGUCAAGAUGGAACCCCGCCACCUGGUUCUCCGUCUCGCGCACCACAAAGGAGCACAUCCAAGCUUGCUUUCCUCGCACCAGCACCGGUGAACUUUUGACCUUCUCCACCGCUGCCUCUGGCUGCUAUAAGGGCGCAAUGCGCUGCUGGCCUUCCAAUCGAUUUGCACAGGCUAGCUUCUUCAUCGUCGGUCUCUGGAUUUUGGUGCUCUUCACCGGCCCUUCGCUCACUCAAUCCGCCAGCGACAGUAUCGGCGCUGGGCUUCAUCAGGACUGGGACUACUCUCAUAUCCCCGACACAAAGCCUGCACCCCUCCACGAAGAUGGCCACAUCGUCCAAGAGGCAACGUGGCAGUGGCACAAUUGUGCUUCCAUCAAGGGUACCAACCGUGUCCAGUGCACUGAGUCUUCGAGCUUCCUCCUGAACCCCAAUAAAGCCAAGGACAGCUUCGCUUCCACUGAGUCCAUCUUUGUCGACAUCGAUCCCCUCCGAGAUGAUCGACCUCACCCCGCUGGCAGCGUCCCUGGCACCGUCACCGUGGUGCAUCAGACCGACGACGUCCCAGCUGCAGAGAAGGAUCUCGUCAAAGUCGAGAUCACCGCUCGCUACGACCAAGCGUACAAGAAACUCUUUGAAACAAGUCUGGUUGCAAAGAUGAAGCGAGGCCUCUACGAUGAGGGUGUCGAGAUCUUGACAUAUGCUAAGGCUGUCUCCACCGACCAAAGUCCACUCAUCUAUGAUGUCAAGGUCAUCAUCCCGCCCCACGUCAACAUCCCCACUCUUUCGGUAGAUGCAGGUGCAUCCGACAUUGAUCUCUUCCAGGCUCCGUCUCCCUCCAAGAAAUCUCUUGGUGCUCGAACUCUGGCUUCACGCGAGGCUCCGUCCAGGCCUGACUUCUACUUUGGAAAGCUGCAUGCGCGCACCCAGGUGGGCAAGCUGCGUUCCGCAUCCAUCCGCGCUCUGGCCGACAUCCAUCUUACCACCACCAACGGCAAGCUUCACAUUGGCGGAUCCUUCGAGGCUCAAUCCUUGGAGUUCAAGACGGUCAACGGCCACCUGGACAUCGACCAAGAUUCGAAGCUCGAGGCCGCCUACGGCCUCACCCUUCAGACGCAGAAUGGCCAUAUUCGCAUUGGACAGCACACCAGCCUCCGCGCCACCACUCUGCGUUCUGAGUCACUCAAUGGAGGCAUCAUCGCCGAGAGCGCCAUCUACAACGUCAACCACACUCUCACCUUGAGGUCCCAAACUGGCAGGAUUGAAGCAGCAGUCAACGUCGAGAAGGCCGAUCUCGCCAGGCUGGAUGCACCUGGUCUCGAAAAGACCGAACUCAUCACAGUCGACUCACAGUCUCAGACUGGUUCCAUCCAAGUCGACUUUGUGGGACACGAACGUGACGUUGCGCUUCGCUGUCAUGCCUCAAGCGAGGUGGCAUCUGUCGCCGUCUCGUUGCAUCCCGAGUUCCAGGGCAAAUGGGAGCUGCGAGGUGCCACCCAUUCGCGUUACCGAGGACCCGGUUCAACGGACGGCGACAAGACCGAUCGUGGUGUCCACCGCUUCGUUGUGGACGAAGACAGCUUUGGCUGGAUCAAUCGCCUCACCAAAGGACGUACAUGGUGGGACUUGCCCGAUCAACCCAGCGGUCUACCCAAGAAGGCCGAGGCUACAAUUGCUACGCAGGUCGGCCUAGCUCUUCUCACUUUCAAGUAG
Messenger RNA from Sporisorium graminicola, 1902 nucleotides. RefSeq lists its product as uncharacterized. The coding region runs from base 1 to 1902 and encodes 633 amino acids. The record is from RefSeq and is a predicted model, not a curated record. The transcript has a single exon. Lineage: Eukaryota; Fungi; Basidiomycota; Ustilaginomycetes; Ustilaginales; Ustilaginaceae.